AGUGUGUGAUUGCUGUAAACUUAAUGUUGCCGGUCAGCAGAAGGUCGGACAACAACAGCAGCAGCAGCAGUGUGUUUGGAGCUGGUUACUGGUUAACUGGUUAAUUGGGUCCCGAGUUAGUUUACUGGGAGUUGAACCGGAAGCUGCUCGGCCGGCCGGUCAGUUUGGGCUUUACAGGCCGGAAACAGUUUGGAGCUAACAGGCUAACGUUAGCAUGCAGGGAGCUAACUUGCUGAAAAGGAAGGGGGCGGAGCCUUGGAUCUGCCAGCAGAAGCGGAUGUGUUUGGAGGCGGAGCUCCAGAUAGCAGAGUAUCCAAUGGAAAUGUCCCAUGGUGUGCCUGUGACCAAUCAGCAGCAGGAGCAGCAGGUCGGAUUGACCCGGACUGGACCUCAGCGCCGCUGCCCCCGCUGUCUGGGAGGUGAACCGGGUCACAUCAGCCACAUGCUGGGUCAGUGAGAGGAAGAGGAAGAGGAGGAGGAGCUCAGAAACCGUCCAAUGACAUGUCUGUCCAUCCAGUGGAAGAACCAAUCAGGUGCCUUUCUGUCGGUUUCCCAGGAAGUUUUAUCUGGAAACUCGACAUUCCCUCAAAGACUCAGUGAGCGAUCACCCAGCGUCGCCAUGGAGACGGGUCAGUCAGCACCUUGUGACGGUGUGUUCAGGGACACUCUGCUCCUAUGUGUCUCUGAACACACCUGAUUCCUGACUGGCUGACUCAGACUUGGCGAGGCGUUCGCUGCCAUCAGGCCUUUUCCCGACUGCAGACGCUUUCUUCUUCUGUGGUGUGGAACUGCUCCCGGCGUUAAAGACUUUAAUCCAUGUCUUCCUGGUCAUGUUUACUAGUAUCAUGAGAGGCUUCUAUAUUUUUAAUUCAGAUCUGACUGAAUGUAAGAUAGUGUCCAGCUGACAUCAUUUCCUGCUCCAGGCUGACCAAUCAGAGAGCAGCUUUUGUACUGUAGACGGAUUUUAAAAUAAAACGUCUGUGAACGGCUCAGGUGUCUGAUUGUCCCUCGGUCAGGUGACUACAGGUGAGCAUCACAUCACCUAGAGGGUCUGCAUGCCAUCCAGUGAUGUCAUCAGUGCCUCACUCUGAGGCUCCACCCACUCAGGUCAUUGACAUGGUGCCUUUUCACAGAAAGCCAGAAAACUGCCAGCGGCCAUCUUGCUAAUGGGCCGAGAUAGGAGGAAGACAAACUAGCGAGGAGGAGACGAAGAGGAGAGAAAGAGGAGAGGAAGAGGAGAGGAAGAGUCAUGUCCAAGUUUGAGACGCUGCUCCAGAGUGUGAAGAAGACGAGGGACUGACUCCUUCUCCUCCUGCUGGGAUUCUGCCUCCAGGAGGAGGAGCGCUGACUCCUGGUUCUCCUGGAGGAACCCAUGACUCCUGCUGUAGGAGGAACCGGACCGACUCCUGCGGGGAAACCGGGCUCUGCUCCUGCUGCAGGAGGCGCAGCAUGGCUGAGCCGCUGCUGAGGAGAACCUUCUCCAGGCUGAGGGGCAAAGACAGGAGGCGCAGGAAGACGGAGCCCAAACUGAGCGAGCCUCCAGUCAGCUCUGCCGCCAUUCAGACGUCUCCAUCAUCACCAUCACUGAACAUCAUAUCCAGCACUGUAACCACCACCCACUCUGGCCCCAGCUCUCCUCCUCGAAAUCACAUUACGGUUGCUAAGAAACAGCAAUGGGUGCGGCAGGAAGCUUCUUGUCCGAACUCCACCCACAUGACCUCUGAUCAGUGGUCGUCAUGGAUAUCCCACCAUGAAUCUGGGCUGACCUGGAUCGACAAGGCGCAUGCUGAAGCCGUGCCGCUUAGGGAUGCAGUCACCAGUAUCCAGCAGGAAGAUUCCCAAGCUUCAGGGGGAGCCACUGAGAUUCCCACCCCAGGAGUCAGCGGCAAGCUUUUCGGCCAGCGGGCGUACCUGCAGAGCCUGGAGCGGAGCAGCCGAGCAUGGGUUCUGUCUUCAGGAAAGUCCCAGGCUCCGGAUGAUGAGUUUGGGCCUCUGGAGGAGAACAGCAGCAGCAACAUAUGGUACAACCCCAUCCCAGAGGAGGAGGAUGGAGGAGGCCCACCGACAGAAGAGGAGGUAUGGAAGAGGAGGGACGAAGAGCAGGAGGUUGCAGAUCUCAGAGGAUAUGGUUGCAGCUGUGAGUGUCCACAGGAGGGCGCCAAUCCAAGCGUCAGUCACCAGGUUCAUGACAUUAGAGAAGAAAUCUCAGACUGCCCUGCCUCAGACUCAAGCCCCACCUCCCUAAACAAAGGGGGCGGAGCUGGGAGUGUGAUGGACAGGCUGAGGUCUCCUGGUACUGUUCGGAAACUCUCUUUAAAAAUGAAGAAACUUCCUGAACUCCGGCGAAAACUCAGUCUACGUUCAUCUUCCCGUACUAACCGCCAGACCGGUGGAGGAGGUGGGGACGAGCCGACCAAUAACAACGCAGCAUCAUCUCCGGUGCUGGCCAAUCAGAAUGUCAUCAGCAGGUACCAUCUGGACAGCUCUGCCCCCCCAGCGCGUCCUCACCGUCGAUCAUCGAGACAACGCUCCACCAGCAAAGGAGGAUACCUCAGUGACGGAGAUUCCCCUGAGCUGUUGCCCCGGCAACAGGCUGCUGACCUCACAGCAUCCCAGGAAGCUUGGUGUGACGUCAGUUCGUUUCAGCUGUACGUGGGCUCAGAUCCGCCGCGAUGCAGCCAGCGGGUGACGGGGUUACUGACAGUGCACCUGCUGGGCCUGGAGGAGAUGAAGAGCAGCAGAUCAGAGGACAGCAAAGAAAUCUUCUUGGCCAUCCAAGUCGAUGGGGUGACAAGAGCCAGGACCGCCCUCUUGACCCUCAGAGGCCACACCCGGCCCCUGAACCACACCUUUCACCUUGACUUGGAGAGGGCCCGGCAGCUCCGCAUCGUGGUGCUAACACCAGCAGCUCCGUCAGUGGUGGGCGGCGCCAAACCAGACCAGAGUAAUUCUGCUGGAGGUCCAAACAGGAACCGGGUGUGCUGUCUGGGUGGCGUCUCCAUCCCGCCGCUCUUUAAAGGAAGUCGCAGUCAGCAGCUCUGCCUGAAGCUGGAGCCCAGAGGACUGCUGUACGUCAAACUGACUCUGCAGGAAAAAUGGGACACCCAGCACGGCAGGGAUCCCUCAGCACCUGCUAAUGUGUUUGGGGUUGAACUGCACCACCUGGUGGAGAAAGAAGGAAACGCAGCUCCAGUUCCCCUGCUGAUCCAGAAGACGGUGGCAGAAAUAGAGAGACGAGGCCUGAAGGUGGUGGGUCUGUACCGGUUGUGUGGUUCUGCUGCCGUCAAGAAGGAGCUGAGAGACAGGUUUGAGAAGAACAGUUCAGCCGUGUGUCUGUCCGAGGACCGGUACCCCGACGUCAACGUCAUCACAGGUGUUCUGAAGGACUACCUCCGUGAGCUGCCGUCGCCGCUCAUCACCAGGACUCUGUACCAGGUGGUCCGGGAGGCCAUGACCCUGCGACCACCACUGGAGACCCCUGACCCAGAAGCGGCCCAGUGCACCGUUCGACUCCUGUCCUGUCUGCCGGAACCAGAGAAGGCCACGCUGUCUGUGCUGCUGGAUCACCUCAGCCUGGUCGCGUCCUUCAGCUCCUUCAACCGGAUGACGCACCAGAAUCUGGCGGUCUGCUUUGGCCCGGUUCUCCUCACCCCAACCCAGGAGGCCCGCCGGGCGGCUGGCUGGGGGGGCCGGGGCAAGGCCCUCUGUCCGGGGGAGGAGAUGGCCAAUGCAGUGGACUUCAAGCGGCACAUCGAGGCCUUGCACUACCUGUUGCAGCUCUGGCCAGUGCCAAUCAACCGAGUGCCAGAAGACGACCCCUCCCCUCCACGCUCCCCCUCCAUCGCCCGGCACCUCCAGGUCGAACCAUGCCCGCAGCACCGCCCACUGUGGCUUCCCGGCGCCGAUGGCGUGGUGUCCCGUCGGGGGCGUGGCGGACCAGCUCGAUUGGAGAGCCCGCCCCCCGUCAACCGGUACGCCGGGGAUUGGACCGUCUGCGGGCCGGACCUGCCGGCAGAGGAUGAAGCCGACUACGACGAGGUGGCGGGAAGUGAGAGCGAAGGAGGCAGCAGAGAGGAAGAGGAGGAGGAAGAGCAGAAGGAGGCUUGGCCGCCCGGAGCCACAGGAGGAGGCCACUUCAUAGACGACUUCAUGGACUUUGAUGCUCCGUUCAACUGUCGCCUCAGCCUGAAGGACUUCGACACCCUGAUCCACGACCUGGACCGUGAGCUGGCCAAGCAGAUCAACAUCUGCCUGUAGGAGGGAAGUGUGGGGGGUGGGGGGUUCAUCACCUCGUCUGGACCAAAACCCAGAUCUGGGGUUGGUGAGUCCAGAACCAAUCGGAUCGUUUCUAGAAGAUUACUUUUCUGAAAGUGAAGGAAUUUUCUGUAGUUAAGUUUCUCUUUGCACGUCUGAAGUCAAAAUGCUCCACUGCCUAGGGAGGCGAACUGCAGCCGAUGUUAGGGUCUCGAGAUGCUGAAGGGUUUUGCCGUCUUGAGGACAGUGGGGUGGGGCCCGGUUUUGUCUGGAGGGUUUAAGGGUUCAGCGUUUAUCGGUACAGGUUUUUGUCACUGUGAGAGCGUUCUCGGUCCUACUUGAUGUUCCUGGCAGUAUUAUUAUUUUGUUUUGCACGCGCCCAGUAAGCACUUGUGAUUUUUUUAUCACUAUGUUUGUAAACAAAUGAUGUAACCAAAGAUUUAAAGCACAGCUGCCUGUUUGUUCAUUCCAAAAACAAAUAAUAAACACUAUUGAUAUUAUUUGAA
Molecule: messenger RNA, 4760 nt
Organism: Poecilia latipinna (sailfin molly)
Lineage: Eukaryota; Metazoa; Chordata; Actinopteri; Cyprinodontiformes; Poeciliidae
Gene: syde1
Product: synapse defective Rho GTPase homolog 1
Exons: 18
Coding region: 1450-4257 (935 amino acids)
Biological process (GO): regulation of Ras protein signal transduction; cell migration; signal transduction
Cellular component (GO): synaptic membrane
Molecular function (GO): GTPase activator activity
Source: RefSeq, a predicted model, not a curated record